Molecule: messenger RNA, 4429 nt
Organism: Pseudoliparis swirei
Lineage: Eukaryota; Metazoa; Chordata; Actinopteri; Perciformes; Liparidae
Gene: nfrkb
Product: nuclear factor related to kappaB binding protein
Exons: 26
Coding region: 111-3866 (1251 amino acids)
Cellular component (GO): Ino80 complex
Molecular function (GO): protease binding
Source: RefSeq, a predicted model, not a curated record
AAGAAGAAAACGGUCCGUCGGUCAAAUACUUCCCCCUUCAUUUCCAAAACACAAAGAAGUGUCAGCACUUCUAUGCGAAAAGGCUCAAAGCUUUGGUACAGAGGAGAAGAAUGGAUGCCCUCACCCACAUGCUGGCAGACCCUCUUGAACCAAAAGAAGAACACGAUGAACAAAUCACAGAGGAAUGCAUGCUGGGGAACUGUAGAUUAAACCUUCCAGAGGACCUACUUGAGGACCCUGACAUUUUCUUCUCUGUGAUGAGUGCGAGCACCUGGAGUGAAGUGCUGUCGGAUUCUCAGAGACAGCACCUCCGUCAGCUGUUGCCACAGUUUCCUGACAACAAUGUCGCAGAGCAGGACAGCACCAUCAGUGACAUCUUCCACAACAGAAACUUUAACUUCGGGAAUCCCCUUCAUCUUGCACAAAAACAAUUCAGAGAUGGUUACUUCAACCCUGAGGUGGUCAAGUACAGACAAUUGUGUGCAAAGUCCCAGAAGAAGAGACAGUUGUACUCCCUCCAGCAGUAUUACCACAGACUGUUGAAGCACAUCCUCGUCUCCAGAAAGGAGCUGCUAGAUUUUGCGGUUCACAGUGGACUGGACUUUCCCCCGAAAAAAAAGUUAAUGACCAAGACUCAUGCUGAAAUGCGUGAGCCGCGGGUACGAAGAAGAUUGAGCCGCAUAUUAAAGGAGGUCAAAACUGAGUGUGGAGACAGCGAUGCUUCAUCCGAUGAUGACGACAUAUCAUUAUGGGCUCCAGCACCCCAAUCGCCUUCCUCGCCGACACCCGCCGUCUCACUCAGAGUUCUUCCCAGCCUCUCCACCCAAGACAUGAAGACCACGGAGGGAAUCGAACUCGGGGAGCAGGAUUUGAAAGCCAUGCUGAAUAACCAUCGGGAGAAGAGGAAGCGACAGCCAGAUCAUCCGGACUUGAUGACCUCUGACAUUCACCUCGGAGACAUACUUUCAAGAGCGAAUAUCGGUCGGAAGGGGGCUGUGGCCUUUUUUGACCUGUCUCUGCCGAAGAAGAAGAUCAAAGAAGAGAGAAGGAAGAAAAAAAUGAGGACAAUAAAAGUGGAAGCUGAGGAUCCCUGUGAAAUUCUUGCACCUUCCGACACCCCGUCGGCUCCAACGCCGAGCGUCGCCAACUCCCUGCCAGACACCCCGUCUACCCCACUGGCCAACAUCAAGGAAGAAGUUGUGGAGGAGUGUCCGAGCAGCCCGGUUCCAGUGGAGGAAAUAGCCAUCAGCUUCUUCAGCUUGUUGGAGAGCAUCUUGAGGACAGAGCACUUUACAAGCACGUCGUUGUUGGAGGAGAAAGUUCAAAUGUGGCAGUGCUCUCCAGCCAGCUCCCUCAACGUGUGGUUCUCCUCCGUCCCGUGUUGGUCCGACUUGGUUCUUCAAGCCCUGCAGUUUCUGGCAGGGGAGACUAAAGAUGGCAUGAUGGCACUCCCCAGUGGAUUUUCUCCAUUUGUGGAAUUUGCCGAUGAAUCUCAGCAGUGGAGGUGGAUCGGUCCCACUCAGGAUACAGAGAAGGAUCUCAGUGCUCUCUGUCAGCUGUGGCUGGACUCCAAAGACUUGGUUAUCAAGUUGGAAAAUGAGGACAUGCUGGAGAUGACUUCUCCCACACCAAGAGUCUCGACCGACUACGUGGUGCGGCCCAGCACUGGGGACGAGAGACAAGUGUUUCAAAUUCAGGAGCAGCAGCGAUACAACCAGCCACACAAAGCCUUCACCUUCCGGAUGCACGGCUUCGAGUCGGUGGUGGGGCCGGUGAAGGGCGUGUUCGACAAGGAGAUGUCGCUCAACAAGGCGCGAGAGCACACGCUGCUGCGCUCGGACCGGCCGCCCUACGUCACCAUCCUCUCUCUGGUGCGGGACGCCGCCGCCAGGUUACCCAACGGAGAAGGAACGCGGGCCGAGAUCUGUGAGCUGCUGAAGGACUCCCAGUUUCUUGCUCCAGACGUCACCAGUGCACAGGUGAACACGGUGGUCAGCGGCGCCCUGGACAGACUUCACUACGAGAAGGACCCCUGUGUGAAGUACGACAUCGGACGCAAGCUCUGGAUCUACCUGCACCGCAGUCGCAGUCAGGAGGAGUUCGAGAGGAUCCACCAGGCUCAAGCUGCUGCUGCGAAAGCACGAAAAGCCCUGCAACAAAAACCCAAACCUGCAUCAAAGCCUAAGUCUGGAAGUAAAGAGGGAGGCGGUAAAACCCCGGGAAGUCUGGAGGCGGGACAGGAUGCGGUCUCCAUUCCCAUGUCGCCAACCUCUUCAACGCCCACCCUCAACACACCGGGAACGCCCAAGUCCCCCUUAACCUGCCCGGCAACCACACCAACAAAGACCGGAGUCCCCGAGGCAAUCAAAACCAGCACCGGUGUCCUCCUCGUGUCCCCCCCCUCGCUGCCCCAGCUGGGCUCCAUCCUGCCCAGCGGUCAGGCCGGUCCGCCGGUGGCGUCCCACCACGCGGCUCGCCUGGUGAGCCACCUGGCGGCGGGCUCCCUCCCUCAGGUGCGGGUGGUUUCUGCUCCGCCGGGCCUGGGUUCUCCGUUAGGGGGUCAGCAGGCCACGCUGCUGCAUCAGGCCCCCCACCAGAUCAGGAUGCCGGUGUCCAUGGCAACCAAGGGCAUUUCACAGGCGAUGGUGUCUGUGCCUCUGAGGUCUGCCAGUAGUCCAGUCCAGGCGCCGACCACCAUAUCGGUGUCCGCCGUAGCUCUCGGCAAACCUCUCGCCCGAUCACCCGGUAGCCCGGCCCACAACCCCGGUUCCCCCGCAAGGCUGCAAGUAGUCGGCAACCCGAAUAUCAAACAGGUGUCCAUCACGGCGACCAACCUGCGCAUCCAGGGCAAAGACGUCCUCCGCCUGCCGCCGUCCUCCAUCACCACGGACUCCAAAGGGCAGACGGUGCUGCGGAUCACCCCGGACAUGAUGGCCACUCUCGCCAAGUCGCCGGUCGCGACCGUCAAACUCACGCCCGACUUCCUGGGCGGCGGCGGCAAGAGCAUCUCGGCCACUCUCCGCGUGGCGCCGCCCCACUCCUCGGCUUCCUCCGUCUCCUGCGCCACAUCCUGCAUCGGGGACGUCCAGACCACCAAAGCGGGCGCCGUCUCAUCCGGCUUGAUGAAGGCCGCGGGAGACGCCGCCAUACGCCUGAUGCCCACGCUGGCGGUGACCAUGGCGGACCAGAAAUCCCGGAGCUUCCCCGGCGUCUCCUCCCCCGACAAGAGCGGCACCACCAUCCGCAUCAUGCCGGGACUCGGCGUCAUUCCGCAGAAACAAGGUCAGACCAUCACCAUGACGACCACCACGGGCAGCAAAACGCUCACGACGUGCGCCAACGUCGUGACCAUGGCCGCCAGCGUGGUGACCGGGGCCAAGGGCCUCACCGUGGCUCCGGGGGUCUCGUGCUCCACUCUGACGCUCGGCACGACCACGGCCACCGUGCGCCAGGUCCCUGCUACGGUGGUCACCACGCAACCGGGGAAGCUACCGGCCCGGAUCACGGUGCCCCUCUCCCUCCUCACCCAACCUCUGAAGAACAAGAGUGUUGUGACCACACCGAUGGUGAAGGGAAGUCUCAACACCAACAUCAGCAGCCUGGGCAGGAACAUCAUCCUGACCACGAUGCCCGCCGGCACCAAGCUGAUCGCCGGGAACAAACCGGUCAGCUUCGUCACGGCGCAGCAGUUCCAGCAGCUGCAGCAGCAAGGACAGGCCACGCAGGUUCGCAUCCAGACGGUCCAGGCGCAGCAGCUCCAGCAGCACAUGGCGUCCGGCUCCCAGAAAUCCGUUUCCACGGUCGUAGUCACAACGGCGCCGUCGCCCAAAUGUGCCCCCGACCCCCCGACCGGACCCCAACAGUGACCCCUGGUGGUCAGUCGGCCAUGACUCGAGGUCCAGUGUGUGUUGUGUGUGUUGUGUUCUGAAGCUGUUUCAGGGUCAUGUGACUUGGUUCUACUCUCCCGUGUCGUUCUGGUAACAUUUGUUAUUGCAUGUGACGUGCCUUUUUAUUUAUUUCCCUAUUGGAUGAUAAUCCUGCAAAGAUCUUCAGUUUGUUAAAAAGUGUCAUUUCUUGAAUGAUGUUCUCCAUUUUGUUAUCGACACGAUCUCAACCCGGGCUGUUUCCAGAGACAUUCUGUUUUCUUUCAGGAACUAAAAUAAGUUUCCCUGUUUAUUUCACAAUAAUCACAUAUACAACUACUAAUUUAUAUAUGACUGUCAAUAAGAUACUCUGUCCCUUUUUUUUUCUUCUAUAUGUUUGAUUGAAUGCAAUAUUAGCAAUUGUGAAGAAUCAGAUUUAUUUGAAUGUUGUAACUUGCUGAUUUUUUUGUUUUUAAUACAUUAUUUGUGGUGUAUCGGUGUUGUAUUUUAUUUAAUAACAGACGAUAAUAACAGAUCAUAUUUAAAUAAAUUGUGUUUUAUAUAUU